AUGGACACUCUUCCAUCUGAAAUCAUCCGGAAUAUCGUGUCGAAAUUGAUUGUCGCGGCGCGUUUAGUCCCUCACAUAAAUGAACGCUGUCCCAUAACCUCACUCGCAUCAUACGCAUCGGUUUCUCGACAAUGGCGGGACAUCGUCGAGUCUAUUACGUUUCGGCACCUAAUUUUAAAUUCUAGGAGACUUGAUGAAGCUCAGCGUGAAAACUACCUUACGCCGCUUCGCCUUAGCUACAUCCGAUAUAUAUGGUUCGAUUUCGAAUUUCCCGCACACAAUCUAACAGCAUCGACGAUUCCAGAAGAAGAUUACGAUGAUCACCUAGUUUUCAGCAAAAGUGUCAGACACCUCCUCGAAGUCCUUUCACGAAUCCCGCCUCGAGAGGCCCCAGUAGUUGGCUUGGAGAUAUUUAUAACGCCACCCAAAAAGUUCGCUCUUCGUUUGUUGCGGAAUGAAACGAAACGGUCUCGCGAAAGGACAGAGGUCCUGUUUGGAAAUGUGACGCCUUUCUAUGUCGAGCUAUUCAAAGACUGGGACGUGGAAAUUGCCCAGAUACCAGCUGUUUCCUAUUUCAGAGUCGAACCUGGCUCUCAAAGUAUUCUCUUCUCGCCAUCAUCCAUCAACCGCAUUGCUUCAAAGAUGCCACGUCUAUCAAAGGUGGAAUGGUGGCUUACCGACGAAGAGAAUAUUGAUUCGACUGCUGGGACGAGUCAAAGAACAAUGUUUUCAAGGACACUUGAGAUCAUUCCAACGUCUGUUCAGUCUUUUGCUCUAAGCUAUUUACGUCAGCCACCGCGAUCUGCAGUCGACCGUCCUAAUAGCACAGUUCCCCCAAGCGCCCAAGAGGAUGUUCUAAGUCUAUCCUUCUACUCCUUUACCCAAAGAAAAGGGCUGGACGAUUUCUAUCUCCUGGCCAGAGUUGACAGCACAAUCCUUUUGCCCCAACAGCCGAAAGAUGAUGCCAUCUGGCCGAGUAUACGUCUUUAUCACCUCGAACUCAAAGAGCAUUUGCCUUCAGGCGAGUGUAUAGCUCAAUGGCAGCAUGGCAAGGAAGGAUACGCGUACGAUCAAAGUAUCAUGGACAGAUUCGCCAUCGCUGCUGCGACCUGCGCCACUAGAAUGCCAAAGAUCGAGGAACUGAACAUUAUACACCAUGGUCGUACACAAAUUGGCAUCUGCUUUAACGCCAAAUCAGAAGAUGAGCCUUGUCUCGAGUUUGUAGGCCAGCCGGAAGUCCCUGAGGCAAGUGAGGAGACGCUGGCAAUUUGGAAGAAAGCAGUAAAGACUCAUGGACUACAAUGGAACGUGAAUGUCACAAAUGAGAUGGGUAAAGUGUACCACUUUUAUUAG
Fusarium venenatum is the source of this 1353-nucleotide messenger RNA. RefSeq lists its product as uncharacterized. The record is from RefSeq and is a predicted model, not a curated record. NCBI's taxonomy places the organism in Eukaryota, Fungi, Ascomycota, Sordariomycetes, Hypocreales, Nectriaceae.